Rubroshorea leprosula is the source of this 1390-nucleotide messenger RNA. The record is from the annotation of a GenBank genome assembly. NCBI's taxonomy places the organism in Eukaryota, Viridiplantae, Streptophyta, Magnoliopsida, Malvales, Dipterocarpaceae.
GUAUUUGGAAACGACUUGCUCUGGUUUCUUCUUGAAAAUGCCAUUACCUUCCAUUUCCAUCCUCCGUGCAAGAUGCCUCUCCUCCACCUGACCCUCCCCUCUCCAUUACCAUCUUCCUCCCUCCGCUUCAACCCCAAACGCAAUCCCACAACCCUUCAAUUCUCCCACUGUUCGAAACUUUCUUUUCCAUCCCAAUUCAAGCCGUUAAAUUCCACGAAAUUCUUCUUUAACCUCCAAAACUGGACACCCAGAAGCCAAAAUGAGAACCCACUUGCCCAAACCGCGCAAUCCCUUCUCAAAGUUAAGCCCUUUCUCCAAACCCAGCACCGAUCCAUCCUUCUUGGCUGGUUCUGUAGCUCCAUUUCUGUCCUCUCGCUCUCCCACAUCGUUCCCAGAAUUGGGUCCUUGUCUUCCAACUUAAACAAUAAUGUUUGCAUUGGUAAUUUGCGGGAUCAGGGAUUGUUGCUGGGUGUUUUGGUGCUGGCGAGGCUGGUUGCGGGUUACUGGCAGCAAGCUUUCUUGUGGGAUGCUGCGCUAAGUGCGGUAUAUCAAAUGAGGGUUUUCGUUUUUGAAAAGGUUUUGGAGAGGGAGUUGGCUUUUUUUGAAGGGGACAGCGGGGUAUCCUCUGGGGAUAUCGCGUAUAGGAUUUCUGCCGAGGCCUCGGAUGUUGCUGAUACAGUUUAUUCACUUUUAAACACUAUAGUGCCUAGUACACUGCAAUUAUCAGCAAUGGCGAGGCAGAUGUUGGUUAUCAGUCCUACCCUUUCGUUUAUUUCUGCAAUAGUGAUUCUAUGUAUGACUCUAGUCAUAGCCUUUUUUGGUGAAAGGCUUCGAAAGAUAUCAAAGAAGGCACGUCUAAGCAUUGCAAGCCUUGCAGCUUACCUUAAUGAGGUCUUCCCAGCCAUUCUCUUUGUGAAAGCAAGCAAUGCUGAGUCAUCUGAAUAUGCAAGAUUUCAACGGCUUGCAUAUGCAGAUCUAUCUGCACAUUUGGGAAAGAAGAAAAUGAAGGCACUCAUCCCACAGAUUGUACAGAUGAUCUAUUUUGGGUCAUUGUUUGUAAUUUGUAUUGGAUCCCUAGUGUUUUCACGUGGUUCUAUUGAUGGCUGUAGCUUGGUUUCUUUUGUAACAUCGUUGGUUUUCUUGAUUGAACCAAUCCAGGUAAUAUUAUUUAUGUGCCCAGAAGAGCUGUGCAUACUAUUUCUAAUUUUGUUUGCCAUUAGCUUAUUUUCAGUUUGUUGAAUUUAUAAGCUCUUGUUUUCAUAUUCUGCAAUGAUGGUUUAUCUUUGAAACAUGGAAUAUGCUUUCAGGAGUUUAUGCCCUCUGCUUUAUAAUUUACUGCUACUUGAUAAGUUGUAUGAAGUAUUUUGCUAAAUAUAUCACUCAUUACUUG